This is a messenger RNA of Glossina fuscipes, 2877 nucleotides long. RefSeq lists its product as uncharacterized. Gene Ontology annotation, biological process: cilium movement; cilium assembly. Gene Ontology annotation, cellular component: extracellular exosome; motile cilium. The transcript has 9 exons. Gene Ontology annotation, molecular function: protein binding. NCBI's taxonomy places the organism in Eukaryota, Metazoa, Arthropoda, Insecta, Diptera, Glossinidae. The record is from RefSeq and is a predicted model, not a curated record. The coding region runs from base 1 to 2877 and encodes 958 amino acids.
AUGAUGCCAAAAAAAUCGAAAGCUUCACCUAUAGCCGCACAAACAACACAACGCGUUUUUUUAUACAUGCAACCGCAGACCAUAUCUUAUCCGAUACCGGAAGAUGAAAACACGUACAUUGAGAUAGAAUUGGAACAUGCAAAGUGUACCAUUACACAACUGCGUGACCAUUAUACUCCAGAGAAUAAAAUUCACUUGAGAACAUUUGAAGAAGAAAGGCCGACAUUUAGUGUCACUAUUGAGAGAGACAGCUAUGACGACGUUGAGGCGUUUAGUGAUGCGCCACUUAAGUUAACCCUGUACGAGCAUUAUAUACCGGAGCUUUCUUUAUCUGAAGGCACUGUAAUUCAUCCACCACAUCGAAAGAUGGAAGACAGAUGGCCGUUGGCUCAAGGCUACAUUGACAUGAUGCAAUUCUUCAUCAAAUGGCGUUAUAAGAAAAGUAUAGACGUCUUUCUAUAUCCUAUUACGCCGUCCCAACAAUCCAGAACAUGCAAAAUGUCAUGGGACAUAUAUGCAUUGACGCCAAUCGUUAAAAAUCUUACAUGUUCCAAUGCCAUCUUUAUUACGUUCAUGUCUUUACAGAACGUAGAGGAAAGUUUAUUAGACGACUGUGAUGAUUUAGUGGCCACAAUAUCUUUGCAAUCUAAGGAGCCUAUGGAAUACUCAUCAGAAUAUCGCAAAGUGUUUAUUUGCAAGCAUACAGCUUUCGCCAAAAAACUAGUUUCCGAUACUACUACGGGUUGCCAAUGGGAAAGUUUGAAAGAUUCAAUUCUACAAAAUUACAAUUGUGUCGGCAUUAACUCUGAUAUAAAACUUAAUUUAUUUGGUACAAUUUUCAAAUUAAUCGCUGCCGAAGACAGCGAAUUUAGUUUCCCUGACCUAGAAGUAAAUGUUGACUAUAAUCUUGUUUGCAAUUCAAUGCACAGAUACGUUUUAACAGAUAGUAUGCAUAAACAGUUGGAGCAGCAUGUGGCUAAAGACAAUCUACAUCUCAUAGUAGAAAUUUUUAGAGAAUCAAAUCCAACCAAUGUAUUAUUACAAGGUUUUAUUGACUUGGCAAUAUUUAUGUAUCCAAAAGUCAAUAAUUGUUCAUUUGCUGUUAAAAUGACACCGCCACCUAAUUACCGCCGCUCUAGUUCGAUUAUUGAAACAAUGUCGUUAGUGCGUUCAAGUCUUUCAAACGCAACCCCCGUGUUUGCCGUUAUUAGAAUAUGUAUAAAAACGCCAAUAACGGAGCCAUGCAGAGAUUUUUUCGCCAGCGAGUUGACAGAUACCAUUUAUAGAAAUUGUUGGCAGACCAAAGGUACAAAAGAGGCCUUACGUGCUAACGAUGAAAGUUACGAGAAGAGCUACAGGCAAUUCGAUAAUACAAUAUGUGACUUGAUUGAUUACAUUGUUACAAAUAACUUAUAUAACACUAAAGACCGCAAUUAUUUUCAAGGACAAAUUUUGAACAUGGCGAAUCAUGUGUUACCUCUACUGGCGUGCGAUUUUAAUAUACGAUAUCCAACUAAAACGAGUAUAGAAUUUGCGAAUCUAAUGACAACGGUAUAUGAGGAAUUAGUGAAACGUGCUCACAAUUUGCUCACUAAAGAUAAUGAAAUCAAAAAUAUAACUUGUACCGACAUCCAGCAAAAUAUGAUAUUUCGUAUGAAUUUGGCGAAGCUCAUGUACGAAGUGGAUAAUUGCGAUAUGAGUGAAUAUCUUUUUGAUCAGUUGGAACAGGACUAUGGUAACAACUCAUUAUUCCGAUUCUAUAAAUUCAUUUCCGACAUUGAGAUGGCUAAGUACGAUUCUGCUAGAAAAUAUUUAGAAUUACCUUAUUUGAAAAGAGAUAUGGGAGGAGAAUUGUUUACCCCAAUUAUUGAAAUCUAUAUAAAUUAUAGAGAAGAUUUAAAUUCAGAGAAGCAGACAGCGGAUGAAAAUCUACUGAUUGCUUUAAACGAAUUCUGUGAAAACACUCAACCCAAAAGUCAAAUAGGAUGGAUACUAUUAUUUUGCGUAUACAAAAGGUAUAAAUAUCGUCCAGGCAUGGAGUACAGUCGCUGGAAGUACAAAAAUCUUUUCAAAAAUGUCAGUCUAAAGAUCAAAUAUAUGCCAAGAAGCCGUUGGAUUAUGUUUAACAGUUUUACACCAAACUUAACAUCGCCGAAGGGACAAUAUUUCUGGAGAGCAAUAGAGGUUCUUUUAGAAUUGGGCUUAUAUCAGUUUGCUGCUUGGAUAUUUGAUGAAAUUGCCGACGAAUGCCUAGACGUGGAAAAAUACAUUUUAGAAACGAGUUUUAUGUUCCAUUUAAGACAAGCGGAUAAGAAUUUUGUGGCUCGGCAAUUUUCUGGUGAAAAGGUUCGGAAUGGCGAAAAUUCAAAAGCCUUUGUGCACUUAAUUAAUGGACACAUCAAGUAUUUGCUUAAUCCCGAAAAUGAUAAUAGCGUAGAAGAUUAUGGUUAUAUACUGGCAUUACCGGACUUGGAUGAUACCUGUAAAUAUGAAGUAGGGAUACUUCGGUACGGUUAUCGAAUGAUUAAGUUAAAAAAGUUUAACAACGCAAUAAGGGCAUUCUACUUUUUCGGAAACGAACAACAACUACAAGUAGUAACGUGCGUAGGAAACGCCAUAGCUUUGUAUUAUACGGGUCAUUUGGAGAAAUCGAAAGAAUGGUUCAUUCAAGCAACUAAUCAUGGAAUGUAUUUCCCGGAUGUGUGGGCAUAUCUUGCAGUAAUUGAUUUAAGAUUGGGUGACUAUAUGACGGCAUUGAAGUGUUGGAAAUACGCAAGACUAAAUCCUAACACACUAAUUCAUGAAGAUAUUUUGAAGGAAUUAGAGAAACUGAGUUACGAGAAAAUCGACAUCUUUAAAUGUAUAUUAGAGGAUUGA